AUGUCGAUGGAGACCUUCUGGCUCAUCCCCGAAAGGGCCUUUGUUUUCUGCCUCACACUCGGAGGGGCCUUCUCCAUGGAAUUCCCCACGUUUCACGCCGUGCACCCCGGUCUCAAAUACGACGCCGUGAGCGUCGAAACGUGGGAAGUGAGUCAGGUGAUGUGCAGCAUCCGGUGCGUGCUCCAGCAUCCGACGUGCAGCGCGUUCAACUAUCGGGAGACGGAUGGGUCGUGUCAGCUCGUCACUGGGGGACUCAGCGACUUGGUCGACGACGGCGGGUUCAAGGCCUUCGCUCAGAUGCACUGCCUGAGAGAUCACCCGAUGAUCUACGGAGCGAAGGCGGUGUACGAGCACGGCUGGAACGGGGAAUACCCAGCACCAAAAGGAGCGAUGGUCAGCCUCGUCUGCGAGAACCCUCAAGGAUUUGUGGAUGGCUCGAAGCUAGCCACGUGCGCCAUCGAGAGGGCGGACAUCUGGUACACGUCGAAGCCGUUCUAUCGCCUCUACUGCAAAGGUACUCCCCUGGAGCGAGUCCUUGCCGGAAUGCGAAAGAGCGCGGGGCGAGGCGGGGCCGACGCAAGGGAAAGGACGGCCCGGAUUGCGAUGAGCCCGAGUCCGUUCCUCCCAAUGCCCUCAAAUUGGCAUGUGGAGCCGAAAGACCAGAAGCCGAAAGACCAGGAGCCGAAAGACCAGGAGGUGAAAGACCAGGAGGUGAAAGACCAGGAGGUGAAAGACCAGGAGGUGAAGGACCAGGAGGUGAAAGACCAGGAGGUGAAAGACCAGGAGGUGAAAGACCAGGAGGUGAAGGACCAGGAGGUGAAAGACCAGGAGGUGAAAGACCAGGAGGUGAAGCGACAGACGGAGGCGUGCUCCCUUCGCCCCUUCGGAUGCGAGUCCAUGACGGUCAUGAGAUACACCUGGCCCUGCCAAGAGUCCGACGGCUGCAGCAGCAACCAUCGCGAGGUCUACACGAUCUGGCCAGAUCGAGUCGAUCCGUUGGGAGAAAUCCAUGACGUAACCGGCGACGACAGCCAGGAGUUGAUCGAGUCCAUUCUCGCAUUGUGGACGGGGAAGGAGAACCGAGAACAAAUCCGGAAAGCCGGCGAACCUGGCGGGGAAAAGCAAGGAGGAGAUGGCGUGCUUGAAGGAGUCCAUGGCUUUUAA
Darwinula stevensoni is the source of this 1164-nucleotide messenger RNA. The record is from the annotation of a GenBank genome assembly. Lineage: Eukaryota; Metazoa; Arthropoda; Ostracoda; Podocopida; Darwinulidae.